Molecule: messenger RNA, 1281 nt
Organism: Manihot esculenta (cassava)
Lineage: Eukaryota; Viridiplantae; Streptophyta; Magnoliopsida; Malpighiales; Euphorbiaceae
Exons: 7
Coding region: 426-1106 (226 amino acids)
Biological process (GO): regulation of DNA-templated transcription
Cellular component (GO): histone deacetylase complex
Molecular function (GO): protein binding; transcription coregulator activity
Source: RefSeq, a predicted model, not a curated record
UGCCUCUCUCUCUCUCUCUCUCUCAAAAGCUGUGCAAUUUUUGCUGCUCUCACUUUCAAAAUUCUUCGCUUAAGCCUUGUUCUUCUCUCUCUCCCUCUCAUUAAACCCCUCCGAUGCAGAAUUCUCCGAUCCGAUUUCUCGUUCCCCAAUCCUAAUCCACUCUGACUGUCUUGCAUUUUUCUCUUUCUUCAGGAACUGUAAAUGGAGCUUAGAAUUUGCUUUUGAAGUGAGGCUAAGUUAGAUUCGGUUGUGCUAGUAGCACUCGUUAAUUGAGAAGUACCUUUUUUUUUUUUUUCAAUAAAUUUGAUGGGUUUUUCUGCCAAAUUUAGGUGUUUUAGAAAGUGGGUACUGUUUUAAUUUUAUUUUUUUUGUUGAACUUAUUUACUGUUUGGGGACUGGGUUUUGAUCAAAAUUGGAGGGUAAAGAUGUUAGAGACAGAGCUAUAUUCUUCUCGGAUGCUUUCUCCUUUUCGAGAGGAAAGUGGUGAUGAAGAGCUCUCUGUGCUUCCUAGGCACACCAAAGUCAUUGUCACUGGAAACAACAGAACAAAGUCUGUGCUGGUUGGUUUGCAAGGCGUGGUCAAGAAGGCUGUUGGUCUUGGAGGCUGGCAUUGGCUGGUUCUGAAAAAUGGUGUUGAAGUUAAGCUGCAAAGGAAUGCAUUGAGUGUGUUGGAACAUCCUACUGGGAAUGAAGUAGAUGAAGAUAAUGAUUUUGAUACUAGCAGUGGCUCUGACAUUGGUGAAAAGGACCAUGAUUUCUCUAGCGGCAGUGAGUUCCAUAAAAUUAAUAAGCCAAGAGUUCGUUCAACGAGGCCAUGCAUUCCAUUAACAAAGUCCACAAGUCGUAGCAGUUACAGAGAUGUGCAAUCGAUUAUCCACAAUCCCCAACAGAAGGUGCAAUUGGCUAAACUAGGCACAGAAUCAUUACGGAGAUAUUGCAAGAGAUUCAGCCUUGCGGGCAUCCAUUCUGAUUCAUCAAGGGAGCAGAUGCUUAGUGCUGUGCAACAACAUUUUGCUUCACAGCAACCAUUGGAUGAGGUGCGAGUAAUUGCAGAGUUCACUCAUUCAGCAAAGAGAUUGAAACUAGCUGAAAGAUCAACGGAGUGAGAUUUCUGAAUGUUCAAGAUCUUGUAUAAUUAUAUGCAUAUAAACUCUAACAUCUAGAUUAGAUCUGAUCAUAUACUGAUGUGGGAGAAUGGUUCAUUAGUUCUCCUCAGAAUCUAACCAUGUAACAUUUGGCUGAUGUCUAGUUAAUUUCCAGUAGAUAUCUGAUUAUGACCAA